Messenger RNA from Porites evermanni, 873 nucleotides. The record is from the annotation of a GenBank genome assembly. Lineage: Eukaryota; Metazoa; Cnidaria; Anthozoa; Scleractinia; Poritidae.
GUCCCUAGAAUUGUCGUACAGGAAAUUGUCAAAGAACUUGAUUCUGAGGGGAGUGAGUUACGUAAAUCUCAUUGCUUAAAAAGAAGGCAAUAUUACAACCCUGGUCUCAACUACUCUUGGCAUGUGGAUGGAUACAAUAAGCUCAUGCCAUGGGGUUUCCCUAUUCAUGGAUGUAUAGAUUGCUUCAGCAGACGUAUACUGUGGUUGAAGGUGGCUCGUUCAAAUAACUUACCAGAGUACCCCGCAAUUUACUUUCUAGACACUGUGAAAGAACUUGGAGGCUGCCCUGUUGAAGUAGUUACUGACUUGGGAACUGAGAACAGUCUACUUGCAUCAAUUUAGAGUUACUUUGAAGAAAACCCCGAUGCUCAUCGAUAUGUCCCUUCACAAUGAAAUCAAUGUAUUGAAGGAUGGUGGUCCUUUUUUUCCAAAAACAGGUCAGCAUGGUGGAGAAAUUUGUUUCAGGACCUAGAAGCCCAACAUAAAAUUGACAUGUCCUCCGACAUGAGCAAAGAGUAUCUGUGGUACUGUUUCUCCAAAUUACUACAAGAAGAAUGUAAGACUGUCAGGGAGCAUUGGAACACUCACUACAUAAGAGGCUCCAGGCAAAAUAGUGUUAGGGGAAGACCAGAUUCAUUAUAUUUCCUGCCAGAAUAUCAUGGUACCACAAGUAAUCUAUUAGCAAGGGUUGCAACUAAUGAAAUAGUGUGUGUGACUCAGGAGAUCACUCUAAAAGAACAUUAUAAUCAGCAUCAAGAAUAUUUUGAGUAUGUUAGACAAGGUCUGGGUUUGGCACUUCCUACAACCUGGAAGGAAGCUCUUCAGUUCUAUGAAAGAUUGAUAGACAUUGCUGAUAAUGGAUAUUCUACUUAG